This is a messenger RNA of Pteronotus mesoamericanus, 570 nucleotides long. RefSeq names its product double homeobox A (gene DUXA). NCBI's taxonomy places the organism in Eukaryota, Metazoa, Chordata, Mammalia, Chiroptera, Mormoopidae. Gene Ontology annotation, cellular component: nucleus. The record is from RefSeq and is a predicted model, not a curated record. The transcript is spliced from 4 exons. The coding region runs from base 1 to 570 and encodes 189 amino acids. Gene Ontology annotation, biological process: regulation of transcription by RNA polymerase II. Gene Ontology annotation, molecular function: RNA polymerase II transcription regulatory region sequence-specific DNA binding; DNA-binding transcription factor activity, RNA polymerase II-specific.
AUGAGAAGUAGACGAGAACGCAUCAGAUUCACAGAUGAUCAAUUGAAAAUCCUCAUCAAAACAUUCAAUGAAACACCUUACCCGGAUUACACUGCCAGGGAAAAUCUUGCUUUAGAAAUGGGCAUUGAAGAGUCUAGAAUCCAGGUUUGGUUUCAGAACCGAAGAGCUAGGUACCGAGUCCAGAGAAAAUCAGAACCUAAGGAGGACUUACGAGCAAGCCAAGAUGAAGGUCACCCUGUGGAAAACAGUCAAGGCAAAGACGACAGACGGCGUCGGACCACUUACACUUCCUCCCAGUUACGCGCCCUCGUCUCGGCAUUUGUGAGCAACCCUUACCCUCGGGUUGAUUCCAGAGAGCAACUCGCUAAGGAAAUCGGGGUUCCAGAGUCCAGAGUCCAAAUUUGGUUUCAAAAUCAAAGAUCCAGGUUCCGUGCCGGGAGAAGAAAAAAACCCGAUGAGCCUUCAGAACAGAAACAAGACGAGGAAUCGGCCACAGUCCUUGACGACUCUUCUGCCCAAGACCUCCCGCUGCCUACUUCCAUCCCCGCUUCCAGUCCCGAAGACCCAUGA